Molecule: messenger RNA, 703 nt
Organism: Notothenia coriiceps (black rockcod)
Lineage: Eukaryota; Metazoa; Chordata; Actinopteri; Perciformes; Nototheniidae
Product: enhancer of rudimentary homolog
Exons: 2
Source: RefSeq, a predicted model, not a curated record
GUAAUCUCUUGUAUCUCAGGUGUGUGUAAGAUGUACGAGGAGCAUUUAAAGAGGAUGAACCCCAACAGCCCGUCGAUAACGUACGACAUCAGCCAGCUGUUCGACUUCAUCGAUGACCUCGCCGACCUCAGCUGUUUGGUGUACCGCACGGACACGCAGACGUACCAGCCGUACAACAAGGACUGGAUCAAGGAGAAGAUCUACGUGCUGCUGCGUCGCCAGGCCCAGCAGGCGGCCAAGUGACGCCUCUGUUCUGUAACUGCUGUUCAAGUGACGUGUUUUCACAAGUUUUUAACAACGUUUUUUAAAAGGUUUUUUUCUCAUGAAUCCGGAGGUGAAUUUUGUAUUUUAAUGUUUGCCUUAUUAAUAAAGAUUUCGUUUAAAUAAUGAAAGUGUAUCUUUUUCUUAUUGGGCCCAAUGUAUUCCUUCUAUCCUCCUAUAUUGUCUUUUUCUAUAUUCCUGAUUUCUCUCCACGUUUCUGUUUAUCUCUUGAAUAGCUUGUAGAAAAGUGCUAUUUGAUUAUAAGUAUUUGUUAUAACUGUCUGGUAAGCGGGUUUGGUUUCCUGGAAUGAUAUUUCUCUCUAGAGAUUCUUUAGUGGCUUAACUUUUCUUUUUUCCAAGCACAAUGUUCAAAAUGUGAAAUGUGCUUUUAAUGGCAACAAAUCGCUCUAAAAUAAAGUACAGCUUGUCAUUUUCCGCUCAA